UAAAGAAAGGAAAAGCUUUACCUUUUGUCAGUAACAACAACAGCACUCACUCACUCACACAUUCUCACUGUGUGUAGGAAUCAGCCAUGGGAGAAGAGAAUAAUCGGAGCUCUGUGGAGAACAUGGAAGCUGGAAAUUCGCCGCCUGAGGAGGAGGAAGAAGGAGGAGAUAAUCAAGGCGAGGAAUUCGAGAAAAACGAUGAGCAGAGGCGUGUGGGGGAGGAUAAUAACAGUGAUUGUGUAGCUGGCGGAGCUUCUGCUGGAGACGGACGAGAAUCACGAGCUUCUCAGUCCGAUACCCUAACCUCCGUACAGGUGUCCGAGAGUGGUUUCCAGCCCGAUUCUAAGGAGUCCCCGGAACUUCUCUCCGAGGUUCCGGUGGAAUACUCUCUGCAACCGCUGCAGUCAGUCGAAGAAUUGAAGGAUCAAGUAAGAGAAGUCGAAAAGGAACCUUUAAAACGUAUUACUGGUCAGUCUGCCCAAGUUAAAAUACAGAUAUCUGAAACUCCAUCCAACUUGAAAUUGUUGCCGAUGUCUGUUAAACAGUCCAUUUCCCCCACAACUCUAUCAGACAAAAAAGCGCAGCCCGUAGACAAUGGUAACAGCCCAUGCCUCACAGAACAUGACAAGCUGAAGUCUCCAGGUUCGAAACCUGUAUCGGUUGUUCCUAUGCUGAAGACGCCUGAUGGGUACAACUGGCGCAAGUAUGGUCAAAAGCAAGUGAAGAGUCCAGAAGGUUCUAGGAGCUAUUACAGAUGCACAUUCUCUGACUGUUAUGCCAAGAAGAUUGAGUGUUGUGAUCGUUCUAAUCGUGUCAUAGAGACUGUUUAUAGAAGUCACCAUAAUCAUGAUCCUCCACAGAAAGGAAAUUGUGCAAGAGAAACUAGGCAUGCAUUAGCAAUUGUGCCUUUUAAUGGGAGUGAUGAUACAACUCAUCCAGUAAGAGGGGUUAACGAUCCGGUGCCAUCUACUUCUUCUAAAGAACCUCUAGAAGUAAUUGAUCAGAUACCUGAAAUUAAACAGCAGGAUUCAUGUGGUUCUGAUGAGACAAUAGAAGUUAACAUUAAGGGGGAGUACGUUGAUGGACCUGAAUAUAAGAGAAGGCAGAAGAGAAGUUCAUUGGGUGAAUUGAGCUCCAUUUCUAAAACUGGAAAGAAACCUAAGUAUGUUGUUCAUGCGGCUGGUGAUGUGGGCAUAUCAGGUGAUGGCUACAGGUGGCGUAAGUAUGGGCAGAAGAUGGUGAAGGGGAAUCCUCAUCCAAGGAACUACUACAGAUGUACGUCAGCUGGAUGUCCUGUUCGAAAACACAUAGAGAGAGCUGUGGACAACGUUAGUGCUGUAGUAAUAACGUACAAGGGAGUCCAUGAUCAUGACAUGCCUGUACCUAGAAAGCGUCACGGGCCAAAAAGUGAUCCUCCUGUUGCUUCCACGACUCCUGUUUCCGUGGAUAACUCGCAAACUACUAAAACCGAAUCUUGUCAAAGUCAAACCCAAUGGUCAGUUGACAAAGAAGGUGAACUGACUUGCGAAGCAUUGAAUCCUGGUGGGGAAAAAACAUCAGAGUCAGCAAGAACCCUUUUGAGCAUCGGUUUUGAAAUCAAGCCUUGCUGAAACCCACUAGUAUUUUUCAUAGUAGCGGAUGAUGCAACUGGAAGAGCCUGAGUAAUGUUGCGCAUAUCCUAAUAAUUCAUUUGAAAUCUUUUUCUCUUGUAUGUUUCAAUAUUUGUUGUAGUUGUAGUUUAGCUUUGAGCUAGUGUGGUAAUUUCUCUAAGCAAAACUUUGGGUGACUAAAAUAUGUUGAUUGUAGUUGUAGAAUGUGAGAUUGGCUGCAGUCUUUUCUGUAUAUUAUUGUGGAUCUAAUGAAGCAGAUAGAUAAUUCAGCUUGAUACACUUCUGUGAUU
Messenger RNA from Sesamum indicum (sesame), 1900 nucleotides. The record is from RefSeq and is a predicted model, not a curated record. Lineage: Eukaryota; Viridiplantae; Streptophyta; Magnoliopsida; Lamiales; Pedaliaceae.